AUGCUGGGGGGAGGAAGGGAGGUGGGAAUUGCUCUUCAAGCUGCUCACUACAACACUGACAGGCGGAAGCACUUGCUUUUCCUGGUGUGCGCUGCUGCAAAAUGCUAUGAGAUUGACGAAAUAUCUAAUAUACUCGAAAAGAAACACAUCUUUUGGAGAAUAGUUGUAGAAAAAUUCAUUAACAAAAACGAAAUCGGCAAGUACUUGUCAUAUUCUGAGAGAUUAGCCAAAGACUUAAAAUAUUGGUUGAUUGGAAUUAACAGGCAAGUGGCUGAACGAUUGAAGCUGGGACAAUCUGUGGAACCAGAAGGAUUCGAUAGCGUAACAGUAUUCUUCUCUGAUGUAGUAAAGUUUACUAUUCUCGCAUCAAAAUGCUCUCCAUUUCAGGUGGUUAAUCUACUCAACGAUUUAUAUGGGAACUUUGAUGCAAUUAUCGAGGAACACAGCGCGUAUAAGGGAAAGGGAGUAAUGGAAACAUAUUGGGUCCAUGGCCGUCGUGGAGAGCAAGUCAGAGCCUACCAGAAUGAUAAAGAUUUCGAAGAGCAAGAAAAAACAGCAAAAGAAACAAAUGAGUGGAAUAGAAAUACCAAAACGCAGGAUAAAGGAUAUGAGGAGCUAAAUGGUUCAGACUGA
This is a messenger RNA of Strongylus vulgaris, 633 nucleotides long. NCBI's taxonomy places the organism in Eukaryota, Metazoa, Nematoda, Chromadorea, Rhabditida, Strongylidae. The record is from the annotation of a GenBank genome assembly.